AGGCAGCAAAAAAAAAAAAAAAAAAAAAAUCUCAAGCAGCGUUUUCAAUAUGCAAAACGAAUCUCAUUGCAACAAUCUGUAGCUGUGCGCAGAGUGCGAGGUGGCGUUUCAUUUGUUUACUGCGCCUUGCCGUUGUCAUGCAUUUUGUCACACAACAGCGGCAGCAACAACAACAACAACAACAACAACAACAGCAACAACAACAACAGAAAUCAACAGCAGCAGCAACAGCAACAACAACACGCUUUGUGUCCCUUUGCAAAUCUUCUAGCCAAGGCGCUCUGCCCAAAACCUUGGCCACCGCGCAAAGUCUGCUCAAGCAAUCCUCACAACAACAACAACAACAACAACAACAACCGCAACAACAAAGGCAUAAACGCGCCGCUAGCCUCAAUCUGCACGCCACGCCCAUGAUUAAAGAUAUUGAAAUAAACACAACAACAACAACAACAACAGCAGCAGCAGCAGCAGCAGCAACAACAGCUGCAGCUGCAGCAGCAGCAGCAGCAGCAGUUGAAGCAACUGCUACUGCUGCGUGCAGCAUUGAGCCUACCCAUGCCACAAACAUGAUUUGUGAUGCAAAAGAAGAACAGCAGCAACAGCAGCAGCAGCAACAGCAACUGCAGCAACAGCAACAGCAACCUGAACUGCAGCAGCAGCAAUCACUGGAACAGCAGCAGCAGCAGCAGCUGGAAGCUGAGCCGGAUGAGAAAUGUACACAAAGUAUACACAAUAAUGGCGACAGGCGCGAUUCGAUCAGCGAUGACAACACAAUCAACAGCAGCACAUUAAACAGCAAACUAUUGACCAUACAGGAGGCCGCCGGCACCAUCGAGCGCAGCAGCAUUUCGCUAGCCACAGCCUUGACUACGGCACAGACCACUUCCGUUUCCGUUUGCACAGCAUCCGUCAUCUGUCAUGAGGCGCUCAGCAGCGUCAGCGGCGGCGGCGGCGGUGGCGUCGCCAGCAUCAGCAGCAGCAGCAGCAGCAGUAACAGCGGCAGCCAUCACAACGUAGCGCCCGGCAGCAGCAUACACAGCAGUCCACAGGCGAACACGCCCAGCAUAAGCAUCGCUGCAGCCGAGUCCAAGGACCAAUCGCAGCCGGCGCAAUCGCAUAGCGUUGAUUCGAAUGGUCAGCCGAGCGGCUCCUGCACGGACAGUCCCAGCAGUCGCAAGAGCUCAACUAGCUCCAAGGGCAAACCAGCCAAGUUAUCCACGUCGAGCAGUGGACGCGAUGAGGAUGCACAGGGCAAACUAAGCGAAUCCGCGAGCACCGACAGCGUUCUAUUACGCGGAGAUAACAACAGCACCACAUCUAAUGAGAAGCCCAGCAAGGGCACUUCCCGACUCUCCGAGCGCGCCAAGAAGAAGUCCUGGUACAACGUCAUCUAUCCGAAUUAUAAAUCACGCGCCGAGGACUUCAAAAAACUGUUCAAAGAUGUGCCCAACGAUGAGCGUCUAAUUGUGGACUACUCGUGCGCGCUGCAACGGGAUAUAUUGGUGCAGGGUCGUUUGUACGUGUCCCAGAAUUAUGUGUGUUUCCAUGCGAACAUCUUUAGCUGGGAAACGUAUGUGAGCAUCAAAUGGAAGGAUGUGACAGCAAUUACGAAAGAGAAAACAGCGCUCGUGAUACCGAAUGCGAUUACAAUAUCUACCGCCAGGGAGAAGUAUUUUUUUGCGACAUUCGCGUCGCGUGACAAGUCGUAUUUGAUGCUCUUUCGUGUCUGGCAGAACACAUUGUUGAACAAACAGUUCUCACAGCAGGAGAUCUGGCGUUACGUGCACAAUUGCUACGGCGAUGAAUUGGGCCUGACCACAGACGAUGAGGACUAUAUAGAUCCCACGCUGGACGCGGCCGAUACAGAAACCGAUGGUGACUUUCAAACGGCCCUUGACGAUCUCGGCGGCGAUCAGAGCAAUUCCAGUCAGUGCACCAACAAUUCGGGCCAGCAGCAGCAGCAGCAGCAGCUGCAGCAACAGAGCGGCAACAGCAGCGCCAGCAGCGGCGGCGGCAGCGCAGCAGCUGUACGCAAAUCGAAGACGAAAUAUUUCUUUAACUCAAGCAAAUCGUCAAAUUUAAACUCAUCGGCCAACGCAUCGGCCAGUGGCUCGGAUAAUAAAGCCAGCGACAAUACGCGUAAAUCAAAUAAGAAAAUGAAGGCCAAUGCCAAAGAGCUGACACUCAGCUCCGUCAAGGCAACGGAGCAAUCGGUGGCCGUCACACUCAGCGUGCCCAGCACCAACAGCGGCCCAACCACCGCCACCAACACCAACAGCAACAGCAACACCACCAAUACAAACACCACCAGCAGCAGCACCACAGCCACUGCCACCACCACCAGCAGCAGCAGCAACAACAACAACAACAGCAGCAGCAACAGCAGCUCAGCGAUGGCCACCACAACGGCAACAACCACUACAGCCAGUGGUGGCAUUGUCGGUGGUGCUGGCGGCGACAGAAGAGCCGAAAAGAUCAACAGCAGCAGUGCGGCAAACGCAACUGCAGCCGAACCCCAGAGUCAUGGCUCCGAUGUCAAGCGCAAAGUUGGCAAAAAUCAGCGACAACGCGAUGAUUUGGCGGCCAAAAAUGCCGAGGCUGGGCCCACAGAUGUCUCGGACUCUUCCGAUUCCGAGGAGAACAAUGUGCCCUUUGUGCCGAGUACGGAGUGCACAUCGACGCACGAGGGCCGCCAAAUAGUGCACACAAUUCUGCCCAUACGCGUGGAUACUCUGUUCAAUUUUCUGUUCUCAAAGUCGAAAUUCCUAACGGACUUUCACGAGCUGCGCAAAUCGACCGAUCUGUCCAUGGGCGAGUGGCAUAAAAAUGAUGAGGGCCAGAAUGUGCGGCUGGUAAACGUGACCGUGCAACUGGCCGCCUCGGUGGGCCCAAAAACCUCAAAGGUCACCGAAUAUCAAACGAUGCGCGAGUGCAGCAAGCCGGGUGAACUGUAUUCGAUAGACGUGAACAGCGUCAACGCGGGCAUACCAUAUGCGGACAGUUUCAGUGUGCUCAUACACUUCUGUCUGGCGCGCACUGUGGAUGAUCAUACGAUGUUGUCGGUGCAUGCGCAAAUCAAAUAUAAAAAGUCCAUUUGGGGCGUUGUCAAGGGCUUCAUUGAGAAGAAUACGUGGGCGGGCCUGGAGGAUUUCUUUGGUGCGCAGCUGCAUGCGCUGCAGAGCGAGACCUGCAUACCGCCGGCCAAGGGCAAGGGCAGGCGUCCCAGACGUGGUACCUCCACACAAGCGCGCCCCAUGGAGGAAGCAGCCGGCGGCGCCGCACAGAGUGGCCUGGCCGAAUCGCUAGACAAUUGGGAGACAAAAAUGUUGUCCGCUGGCGGCGUUGGCGCUGGCACCGCGGCUGGCCUACUGGCACAUGGCGCUGCUGGUGGCGGCGGUGGGGCCGGCAGCCGACAGCAGCAGCUGUUGCUGGCCGCGCAGCAGCAGCAGCAACAGUUGCUGGCGGGCGGCCAUCAGCUGGGCCAGGGCCAGGACAGAUUCAGACACAGGAGCCUGUCGCUGUUCGUUAUAUUGUUAAUGUGCUUGCUGCUGGCAUUAAAUGUGAUAUUAUUACUUAAGCUCUGGAAGCUGGAGGAACACAUUGACGUCGAUCUCAGCCGGCGCGCCCGCAUGCCCAGUUUGGCAGCCCUCAAAGAACUACCCAAUACGAAUCAAGAUUGGCUGGAAUUGUUGCGCCAGCAGGAGCUAUCGCAUGAAUCUGAGCUACGCAAAUGGCAUCAGGUGCUCCAAACGGCCAUUGAGCUGCUGAAAAAGACUGAAAAGACUUUGGCUGAAGUCAUGAUACCCUAGGCAGCCCUUUCAGCACAAGAAUCCACAACUCACAAGCCAACCCCCCCCCCCCCUUCCCCUCCCUGCACCCCUCUGCAACAACAACAACAACAACAACAACAAAUAUAAACACAACAAUAGUUAGUUCCUGUUGUUAAUUCCGAACACACAGCCACCAAAAAAUUGAAAUUGAAUUUCGAAAUGUAGUCACAAAACUAGCGAAAAAACUUUGUGUUAUAUUGGUAAGUUUUUUUUCCAAUUUGGCUAUAAGUAGUAAAGCUUUUAGUUGCGCCUUUCAGUUAAUCUAUGUAUUUAUAUAUAAUGAAUUUACAUUUUAUAUUCUAAUUUAAGUCUUAAUUCAUAAAUUUGUUUUACGGGCUGCAUUUAUGUUUAUGUCGUUGUUUUAGGCUUUAGAGCCUUCAAACGAAUUCUCAAAGUAUUUCAAACAAACUUCACUCACACACACACACACACACUCACUCACUCACACACACUCACAUACAUGCCAGCAACAAAGAAGAAAAUUUAUGGGUAAGCGCCUUGAAUUUUUGUUUUAGAAAAUUCACUUCAACAACAACAAUUCAAUGUGAAACAAAAAACAUUUUGCGAGAAAAAAAAAACCCGAAAAUAAAAAUUUAUCUAAAUUUUUUGUAAUUUUGAUAUAAAUUAUACCCCGUUAAGCAAACGAAACUAAAAACAAUGCAAAAAUAUUUGUGCACAAUAUUUUUGUAAAAAAAAAAACAAAAAAAUAAUCUAUGGAAAUCUUUUUCUAAAUUUUACUGCGAUUUUUCCGUUUUUUUCUUUUGUAAGAACUCUUUAACUCGUUUUUGGCGCCCCGUUUUACAGUCGAAGCAGAAAUAACUAAAAAAGAAAAAGAAACUUACAAAACUUGAAUAAAUGCGUAGCAUAAUUGAUAAAAUCGUGUAAAA
Messenger RNA from Drosophila virilis, 4717 nucleotides. RefSeq names its product GRAM domain containing 1B (gene GramD1B). Gene Ontology annotation, molecular function: sterol binding; sterol transfer activity. The record is from RefSeq and is a predicted model, not a curated record. Gene Ontology annotation, biological process: intracellular sterol transport. Gene Ontology annotation, cellular component: endoplasmic reticulum membrane; plasma membrane; endoplasmic reticulum-plasma membrane contact site. NCBI's taxonomy places the organism in Eukaryota, Metazoa, Arthropoda, Insecta, Diptera, Drosophilidae.